AUGCCUUCAGCCUCCAAUCUACGCCAUUCCCAAACAGCGCGGCCACCGUCGCCUCAUACUCCUCAGCAGCAACCGCGAUCGGGUAAUGCGUCGUUCGCCAGCUCCACGUCGCCAGGCUCGUCUUUCCGAAACGAAGAUGACGCGAUAAUUCUCGAAAUAGGCACCCGUUGGAUCCGGGCCGGAUUUGAGGGAAAUGCUAGUCCAGCGUGCAUCGUGGGUUUUGGGCCCGAAGAAAUGCGACGUGUUGGAGACUACCGGGGUUGGAUUCAGGGAGCUUCGGGCGUUGGACCGCUACCACGACCUGUCGAUGCGGAGGAUUGGGUACGAGAUUACGAGCUAUGGAGGCACGAUCUACGCGACAUUGACCUUGGUCUGGUCGAGGACAAAAUUGAGCGCGCUUUGCGCGAGACCUACAACCAGCACCUGUUGACCGACGCAGGCACCUCUCGUCUCGUCCUGGCCCUUCCAUCGCUAUUGCCGCACCCGUUACUAUCCUCUUUGCUUUCCACCUUGUUCAGUCGCUGGCGAUUUCCCACCAUUACCCUACUAUCAAGCGCAACCAUGUCUGCAACCGCGGCAGGACUGCGGUCUGCCCUGGUCGUGGACAUUGGCUGGGCCGAGACCACCACAACAGCCAUCUACGAGUAUCGGGAGGUCAGAACAAAGCGAAGUACAAGGGCCAUGAAGCUUCUCAUGCAGGAAAUGGGCCGGAUCUUGUCUGCCCUGGGCUAUGACAGCGCCCCAGAGGAAGCUGUUAAAGACGAGAUUUCUGUGGGAUUCACGUAUUGCGAGGAGGUCACUACUCGGUUCGCUUGGUGCAACCCACAGGUAGAGGCCGGCGAAGCAAUGACUGACCUAAACCGAAUUAUUUCAAUUCCCUCCCCGAGCAGUCCGGACAAAGAGUUUUGUGACAUUUCAUUUGCCCAACUUUCAAAGCCUGUUGAGAAGGUCAUGUUUGCGCCAGGAGUAGCUGAGUGUGAAUUGGACGACGAGGAGAAGUCGAUACCUUUGCUUAUCUACAACACCCUUCUCACUCUGCCUCCCGACGCCCGAGGUACAUGCAUGUCACGCAUCGUGUUUGUGGGCGGCGGCUCUCGAAUUCCAGGAUUACGACGACGCAUCCUCAAGGAAGUGUCAUUGCUGAUCGACCAACAUGGCUGGAGUCCAAUCCGAGGCAAAGUCCUGGAACGUCAAGGAGAGCGACUGGAACAAUUAAAGAUCUCAUCUCAAGCCAACGGAGAGGCGCAGCCGACCAACAAGAGCUUUACGCCUUCCCCCGAUGAAGAAGAGAAGCCGGAUCCGUCUCGAGAAGAACCAGAACUCGAUUUUGUUGAACAGAAACUUCGCCGCCAAAACAAAGAAACACCUGUCCCCGUUCAGGGCGUUCUUCGAGAGAUCGAAUCCCUCGGUGCAUGGGCUGGUGCCAGUUUAGUGACCAGCUUGAAAAUUCGAGGAAUGGUUGAGAUUGAGCGAGAGAAAUUCCUGCAGCACGGGCUGGCUGGGGCGACUCGAGAGUCAGAGCCACCUGUUACUGAUCGCCGAUCGGGUCUGAGAGCUGGUGACCGAUCCAGCUGGACCCUGGCUGGCUGGGCAUGA
Penicillium maclennaniae is the source of this 1596-nucleotide messenger RNA. Its product is annotated as putative actin-related protein RO7. Gene Ontology annotation, biological process: microtubule-based movement. The record is from RefSeq and is a predicted model, not a curated record. The coding region runs from base 1 to 1596 and encodes 531 amino acids. Lineage: Eukaryota; Fungi; Ascomycota; Eurotiomycetes; Eurotiales; Aspergillaceae. The transcript has a single exon.